This is a messenger RNA of Engraulis encrasicolus (European anchovy), 3062 nucleotides long. RefSeq lists its product as uncharacterized. NCBI's taxonomy places the organism in Eukaryota, Metazoa, Chordata, Actinopteri, Clupeiformes, Engraulidae. The record is from RefSeq and is a predicted model, not a curated record. Bases 1617 to 2384 code for a protein of 255 amino acids. The transcript is spliced from 8 exons.
AGACGGGAAAGGGGCAGCAUGGGUCACUUGCUGUGAUAUCCAGUGAGAUUUUCUUUGGAGUAUCACAACAGAUAGAGAGGAAGGAGAAUAGAUGUUCUAAAUAUACAACAAUGAAAGAAAAUGUACAGUACUAUGGUAAGAUAAUGCAUAAAUAAGGUGAAGAAUAUGCAUAUCAGCUCAGUGGUGCAUGACAAAGUGGAGUCCUUGUAAUACUGCACACAACGUGACUGCGUUUCACAACAAAACACAAAAGGUAUACACUGAGGUGUCAUGUACAGUAGAGACAGAAAAGCGAUAACUGCACAACAUGUGUUGGGUGAGCAAAGUUGAAUGUGUGUUAUGUUUGCUUAGUGGUUGGUGAGUGGACUGAGCACAAGGGCAAGUGACAGAGAGUGCAGAGGUCUGAAGGCAGAGGGUAAGAUUUUUUUCUUAACUAUUCAAUAUGGUGUUCUUGUAGUCUUCUAACACGUCUUGAAUAGCAGCAGGGGAAAUACUGUGACCUGAAUCACAUCCUUGAGUAUGGUACUUGGUCUGCAUGUGCACCAUAUGUGCCGACCUACUUUUCUGACAUUAAAACAGAACUGAAAUGGUUCCUUAUAUUAGGGCUAAAAAUGUCUUCCAAGCUCCAAGAAUUCCAGUUGCGUACAUCUACACUCUUAAGUCUAUUUAUGACCUGGAUGAAUGAACCUUCAUAGAUGUCUUAGGGAUCCUCACUGGCCUUCUACUGAUGUAAUGACGGUCCAUAGUGGCACCUGCCUGCUGUGCACUCCCAACAAUCUCAGGCUCUGGACUUGGGUUUGUUUCUUUCUCAUCUACACAUCAUCCCAGCUCUGUAAACGGUCUGUAAUCAACUCAUUAUUACUCAUCCGCAGGGCUCUGAAUUAACACCUGCCAACCGGCCAAAAAUAUUGGUAAAAUUUCAGUUUGGCUGGUAGAAUAGGUGAACUUAGUUGUCACCUUGAUCCAUUAGUCAGUGUGCAUUUGGCUUGUAAGAUUAACAUGUACCAGCCGUUGUGGCUGGUGAUGAAAAAAGUUAAUUUAGAGCCCUGCUCAUGUGUAUAUGUUCCUGUUCUCUGCCCAGUUACCAUAUUUGCCAUGUGUGUUUUAAAGAUUUUUCUCAAUGUCUGGUCUUUGGUGGGGUUCAGGCCACACCUGCCAUUGGAUCAUGUCUCAGCCUGCUGUCUUGCCUCUGUGUACUUUUGUUUUCUUUUCAGUAGCUACAGAAACUAAGGGCUACUAGCCUUUUCUAUAAUCUGUAUCUCAAGCGGUUAUGUGUCAUGAUAUUUUUAAAGUCUGUCCACUCGUUUCAUAAAAAUGUCCCAACUUCACAAUUUGUUUCCCAUCAAUCGCACCAGCAGUGCUUGGUAUACUUGUAAUGGUCAAGUUCUGCAAAGUGAUGAGCAACGGAAAUCGAGAGUGAGUAUAUUUCUGAAGGCAAUGAGGAAGUUUGAUCAGUCUGCUGUCCACACAUGGAGAGUCUUGUAUGGAUAUUCACGCUCAAGACUGCUGAUCACUACCAUUUACAGGUAAGUAGCCCAUUUGGAUGACCACUGGGCCUUGGGCUUUUACUGGGAAACAGAAAGAGAAAGUCCAGCAGAACGCACGGCUAAUAAAAGAUGGAGAUGGAGAUGGAGGAUAUGACCAGUACUGUCAGUGGAGCUGAAGGUGGACGUCAGGAGGAAAGGGCAGAGGCAGUUGGAAUGGAAGCUAAAGAGCGAGACAAUGAAGAUGAAACGUACGCCAGAAUUCAGCCAACUGAAGAUGUUUAUCAGACAGCAUUGUUGACCACACCGCCUCGAAAACAUCAAGCAAGUGUUCCGAAUUUUCGUCUGUUUCGGUCCUUGGCAGCAAUUCUCUCGAUUGUCUGUCUGGUCCUCCUGGCUGUCAUCGUUGCCCUUGCUAUAAAGUUGCAGACACAGACUAUCUGUCCAGAAGAGGUAGAUGGCAGUGUUGUCUCUGUCUGCAGUAGAGACCAGUGUGGGUCCCUUUACACUCAAAGACAAGUUCACGCCUGCUCAUGCCAAGAGUGUGGGGAGGGUUGGACUGAAUUUCAAGGCUUCUGCUUCUUUCUCUCUCGUACUCGCAACACUUGGCUGGACAGCAGAGCAGACUGCCAGAGCAAAGGUGGUGAUCUGGCGGUCAUAGACCAAGACAGCAUCAAGACCUUCCUGUCUCAAAAGGCCAAGGACCUUUACUGGAUUGGCCUACGGCGUUCUGACACUCACUGGACUUGGGUAGAUCAUUCCGCAGCUGGCCCUGGUAAUUGGUCUACCAAACCCGGACAAGACUGUGUGUACAUGGAUGGAAAUGCGAAGGCUAGCCGGAGCUGGAAGACUGAAGACUGUUCAUCUGUUACCUACUACAUCUGUCAGAAAACUCGCUGAGGCUCUUCUAUUGGCUUCACUUACAAUCAGUCUCAUUUGCAAUUUGAUCUCAUCAUACACACCAUGCACUGAAUCAUAUUUCCAUUCUACCGUAUGACAAGUCAUGUAGGCAAUUGGAAGUUUCAUCUUCAACAUUUUGCUAAAGCUAAAAAGUAAAAUGAACCCCCUUCAUCAUUUCCUUUUGUCAUUACGGCCAGCUUUUAGGUAUGAUAAAUGUUUUGCACUUUGAAUCCUUUUUUGCACUAAUGUAGUUACUGUAUUUUACAGAUUUUUGCAACAAUCAUUAUAUGUAUUUGGUAGUGUUUAUAAAUAAUCUACAUGUACAUGUGACUUAAGAUCAAAGUAAAGGUUUUAAAAACAGUUUAUUAUAUUAGUUACACUUAAUUGUAACAUUUCAUAUGUUUUUAUAUAUUGUAUAUACAGGUAUAUAGCAGUCCACUCUGGACCAUCAUGACUGAGGUUGGAAAGGUUUUCGGCAGUAUUUUGACUUUCUUCUGAGCUUGAUUCACAUGGUUAAAUAAAGAUAUUGAUACCAUUCCGUACCUAAAUACCACCUCUUAGAAAUGCCUUAAAAUCAAACACUUGUUCUUUUUUUCCCUGAAAUGUUCACAUGUAACACUGCUGAAAAUAAUUUCUUCAUUUGUCUAUAUGAUAGAAAUAAAAAGUUUCUCUUCCUCA